Molecule: messenger RNA, 1362 nt
Organism: Megalobrama amblycephala (Wuchang bream)
Lineage: Eukaryota; Metazoa; Chordata; Actinopteri; Cypriniformes; Xenocyprididae
Product: ecto-ADP-ribosyltransferase 5-like
Exons: 2
Coding region: 277-1119 (280 amino acids)
Molecular function (GO): NAD+-protein-arginine ADP-ribosyltransferase activity; NAD+ poly-ADP-ribosyltransferase activity
Source: RefSeq, a predicted model, not a curated record
CUUCACUCUGUGGGGUGUGGAGACAAAUGGCUGUGUGUGUUUUUGCUUUCCAUAUCUCAGGAGAUCAAUGUAUCUGAGGUUCUGUUUAUCUUACAGGAUAAUUUUAAAAAGCCAACUUCCUCAUACCUUGGCUUAAUAAUUACCAUUUGAUAAUGAGCGACUGCCUUUACUGAUCUCUCCUCAUUGCUCCUGAAAAUAACAAGGUAAAUUUGGAGGUAAAGUAAAAGACUCUAACAGUAAACAUACAGUACUCCUGAGGGAUUUGACUGAAUCAAGAUGCUGCUGAUCAUUGAAGCUCUUCUUCUCAUUUCAUCUGCUCUAGGACAGGAUCACAGAGAUGCUGUUGAAGGACAGAUAUAUCCACUGGAUAUGGCACUGAAUUCUGUUGAUGAUCAAUAUGACGGUUGUACAAAAGACAUGGCGAAUCUGGUGAAAACUAAAUAUCUAGAGAAGGAACUGUCUUACUCGCCUGAAUAUCAAAAAGUUUGGAAAUUGGGUGAAAAGAAUGCCACGGCUCCAGGAGACAACUUGACGAAGAAUCAUUCAGUCGCCAUUUAUGUGUACACUAACUCAGCUUUUAAAGUAUACGCUGAUCUUAAUAAUGCUGUUCACAAUGGUAAACAAAACUACACAGACAAGACCUUCAUGUGGCAUUCACUUCACUUUCUGUUAACAGACGCGAUACAGAUUCUGAAUAAAACACAAAACAGAUGCUAUUCCACCUAUCGAGGAACGAAUGUCCAAUUUAAUAGAGAUGUUCUGAACUCAGCGAUUCGUUUCGGCUCAUUUGCAUCCUCUUCUCUUGAUCGAACAAUAGCAGAAGGUUAUGGAAAUGUUUCUUGUUUUGAAAUCAAAACUUGUGAAGGUGCGAAUCUCACACAUUACUCAAAGUUUCCUGAGGAGGAAGAGGUGCUGAUUCCUCCAUAUGAGACGUUUAAUGUCACUGCCGUCAAGAGAAGAGAAAAUCUCAGUGAUCUCUGGUGUGAGACUGUGUUUGUGUUGAACAGCACUGGAACAAGAAGUGAUCUGAACUGUGCAGUAUGUGACGGUGGAAACCGGGUUGCUUUUGUUAAUGUUUUACUAACAUUAACUUUACUGUGCAAAGUGCUAACCGGUUAACUUGCAUGCAUAUAGCUACUGCAUGUAUCUCAUUGUUAUUAAACAAUUAUUGUUUUUGAAAUGCAUGUAAUACACCAAGUGAUCUUGUUAUAUAAACGUAUAUUUUUUGUGAAAUGUUGCAACAUGCUCUAACAUGUAAUAUGACUAUAUGACAGCUUAACUUUUGACUUGAUUCUGAUCUAAUAAUAAAGAACAAACUAAAAUAUUGUAUCAAUAAAAGCUAUUUAUUAAUUAAAAUAUGUA